Molecule: messenger RNA, 1615 nt
Organism: Dendrobium catenatum
Lineage: Eukaryota; Viridiplantae; Streptophyta; Magnoliopsida; Asparagales; Orchidaceae
Product: cyclin-B1-1
Exons: 10
Coding region: 1-1542 (513 amino acids)
Biological process (GO): mitotic cell cycle phase transition; regulation of cyclin-dependent protein serine/threonine kinase activity
Cellular component (GO): centrosome; cyclin-dependent protein kinase holoenzyme complex; nucleus
Molecular function (GO): cyclin-dependent protein serine/threonine kinase regulator activity
Source: RefSeq, a predicted model, not a curated record
AUGGAUGUAGAACGGUGUCCGGGAGAUCAAUUAGAAUGUGUCACGUCAGCCGUACAGAGCCGCGGUAUCAAGGGGGUGAUGUGGCAUAUUCUGAUUGGUAUUCGGACGACGCCGAGCUUCAUCAGUAUCAGGACGGCGGCGAGCCAGAACACGGAAGUAGGGGAGUCGCUGAGCACUCGCCUUCAAUCCUUGUUCUCGUCCGUGUUCUCCAGUAUCUUCUGGAACAGCCAGAACCAGCAAGAAGAAGAAAGAGAGGAGAUGGCAACAAGGAAUCAAGCUCCUGUUAAUGGCCAGCAGAGAGGGGCCGCCUUUGCCGCAGGUAAGCCGAAGGCAACUGAUGCUCCCGGCGAUGCUAAGAACCGAAAGGCUCUUGAAGAUAUUGGCAAUCUGGUUAAUCUCCGUAUCGCAGAUGGGAAGGCAAUUACUCGUCCAAUAACAAGAAGUUUCGGUGCGCAGUUGCUAGCCAAUGCACAAGCUGUAGCUGCAACUAAUAAGAAUGUUUUGAAGCAAGUAGUUCAACCUGCUAAUGGGGCUGCUAAGAAGAAGCUCGCUAUUAGAAAUCCAAAGCCUGAGGUUGUGAUAGAUAUAACCUCUCCUAUAUCAGAACAAAAGGAGAAUCAGGGAAAAAAUAAAUCGCACGCUUCUUCCUUCAAGAGGAAUGUCCACUCCCUAACCUAUGUGCUUUCAGCUCGUAGCAAGGUUGCAUGUGGGAUCAUAGAUAUUGAUGCUGCAGAUACGGAGAAUGAAUUGUUCAUGGUUGAAUAUGUUGAGGAUCUUUACAAGUUCUACAAACACCAUGAGAAAGUUUGCAGCCCACAGGACUAUAUGAGCUCACAGGUCGAAAUAAAUGCAAAAAUGAGAGCCAUACUUGUGGAUUGGUUGAUCGAAGUGCACCACAAAUUUGAACUAAUGCCAGAGACUCUUUAUCUCACAAUGUUCAUCAUUGACCGCUUCCUCUCCAUGGAAUCCGUGCAGAGGAAAGAACUUCAGCUUGUUGGUGUUAGUGCUAUGCUCAUUGCCUCCAAGUAUGAGGAGAUAUGGGCUCCAGAGGUUAAUGACUUCAUUUGCAUUUCGGAUCGGGCCUAUACUAGAGAAGAAAUACUUAAAAUGGAGAAGGGAAUUUUAAACAAGCUUGACUGGAGUUUGACAUUUCCAACCCCCUAUGUAUUCAUUGUCAGAUUCCUGAAGGCAGCGGUUUCUGAUAAGGAGAUGGAACACAUGACAUUCUUCUUUGCUGAACUAGCUUUGAUGCAUUAUUCUAUGGUCAUGUACUGCCCUUCUUUGUUUGCUGCUGCUGCUGUCUAUGCUGCACGUUGUACCUUAAAGAAGACUCCAUUGUGGAGCAAAACUCUCGAGUACCAUACUGGCUAUUUGGAAAAGCAUUUGCUGGAAUGCGCGAAGCUUAUGAUAGGCUAUCAUUCUUCGGCAACGGAUAGCAAACUCACUGUAGUUUACAGGAAGUACUCAAAGGAGGAGCUUGGAGGUGUUGCAAUGAGGUCUCCAGCUACCAAGUUUGUGGAGGCCAUGAAAGCAUUGGCCUGAUUUUGAUUGAUUGUCACUCACUUACCACUUCUGCUAAUUUGAUUGGUUUAAAAGACAAGAGUAGGACAUCAAA